Messenger RNA from Botrytis fragariae, 672 nucleotides. RefSeq lists its product as uncharacterized. The transcript has a single exon. Lineage: Eukaryota; Fungi; Ascomycota; Leotiomycetes; Helotiales; Sclerotiniaceae. The coding region runs from base 1 to 672 and encodes 223 amino acids. Gene Ontology annotation, biological process: protein homooligomerization. The record is from RefSeq and is a predicted model, not a curated record. Gene Ontology annotation, molecular function: protein binding.
AUGUCAGCUUUCACAAUCUCCAAUCCACGCAGACACAAUCUUCUAGCUCCAGCAGCGGGCGGCCCUAUCACCCUUCAAGUAGGAGAGCGGCGAUUCGUCACUACAAAAAAUACGAUGACAGGGGAAAGUCCUUUCUUCGCGGCACUAUUUUCAGGGCGCUGGGAUAGUAAUGAACAAGCAGACGGAUCUUAUUUCAUUGAUGCGGAUCCCGACCUCUUUGAACAUAUUCUGCGCUAUCUUCGACGAAGUGUCCUUCCUAUUUUCUACGAUAUCAAAAAAGGUCACGACCACGCUCUCUAUCUCGCGCUUUUGGGAGAAGCGAGAUAUUUCCAGAUUGCACGAUUAGAGAAUUGGUUAAAGAACAAGAGAUAUCUUUCGGCAGUAAAGAUCUACAGUUCUGUAGAGGAGUUGGACGAUUUGUGGUCGGAGUCUCUAAAUACAGAUCAAAAUGUAGAGUAUCGUCCGCGUUGGGAUACAAAAAAAGUUUAUAUAUGUCCACGGGGAAUUUAUGUACACAGGGGUAACUCGAGUGCGUGUGGAAGGCAGUGUGAGAAUGUACGUGGUGAUUCGGAUUACAUAUAUGAGAAUGAGCCAGUCUUGAAGACGUUGGUGAUUCGAAAAAAAAUUGUCGUCGAUCAAGCUGCUUGUAUGGAGGGAUUGGAUGAAGAAUGA